Molecule: messenger RNA, 423 nt
Organism: Musca domestica (house fly)
Lineage: Eukaryota; Metazoa; Arthropoda; Insecta; Diptera; Muscidae
Product: ficolin-1-like
Exons: 1
Coding region: 1-423 (140 amino acids)
Source: RefSeq, a predicted model, not a curated record
AUGGAUGCUUUACACAACCUUACUUCAGAUGGCCUGCAGCACGAAAUUGUUAUAACUUUAAAAGACUUCGAUAAUGUUCAGACAUAUGCCAGAUACGAUAACAUUGUCAUCGGCAGUGAGGACGAGCAAUAUACUCUGAAGACGUUGGGUGUUUAUAGCGGCAAUGCAGAAGAUGCAUUGAGACAUAAUGUGGAUGAGAAUUUUACAACCCUCGAUCGAGAUAAUGAUAAGCACCUGAUGAAUAACUGUGCUCAAAUCUUCAGUGGACCAUGGUGGUAUUUCCAAUGUAAUCCUGGUAGCCAGCUCUUUGGACCAUACAACAGUGAGCGCUAUAACAAAAGAAUUCGAUGGAGUCUUGAAAAGGAUAACAACGUCAAAUUUGUUGAAGUAAAAAUGAAACAUACAGGUCCAAAAAUAAUGUAG